This is a messenger RNA of Tigriopus californicus, 2140 nucleotides long. It is a transcript of the gene AMPKalpha, whose product is annotated as 5'-AMP-activated protein kinase catalytic subunit alpha-2-like. Gene Ontology annotation, cellular component: cytoplasm. NCBI's taxonomy places the organism in Eukaryota, Metazoa, Arthropoda, Copepoda, Harpacticoida, Harpacticidae. Gene Ontology annotation, biological process: protein phosphorylation; intracellular signal transduction. Gene Ontology annotation, molecular function: protein serine/threonine kinase activity; ATP binding. The coding region runs from base 131 to 1945 and encodes 604 amino acids. The record is from RefSeq and is a predicted model, not a curated record. The transcript is spliced from 11 exons.
CACUCACUCCUCUCCUAACUAACAUACUGCUACCUACUAGAACAACUUGGACGCAUAUUCAAAGACAGGCCCUUCUCAUAUAACCUUAUUGCUAUUGUGACCACUGGACGUUCGUCGGGCGUGAUCCAGCAUGUCCUCCAACCCUUCAAGUGGACGCGCCACGCCCACCCCACCCACGGUGGGCCAGGUGGGCGGGCCAUCGGUGGGACGUGGAGCUGUGCAAAUCAAUAACGCCUUGUCGGGUCAGGCGAGUGGUACGGGGAGCGGGACGGGAAGUGCGGGUGGAGCGGGAGCCACGGGCAACAAUGCCGAGAAAACGCCCUUAGUCCAGAUCGGGCACUACGUCUUGGGCGAAACGUUGGGCAUUGGCACAUUUGGCAAGGUCAAAGUGGGUUUCCAUCAAAUGACCGGCCACAAAGUGGCGGUCAAGAUCUUGAAUCGACAGAAGAUCAAAAGUCUGGAUGUGGUGGGUAAGAUUAGGCGGGAAAUCCAGAACCUCAAGCUCUUCAACCAUCCUCACAUCAUCAAGUUGUAUCAAGUGAUCUCCACCCCGACCGACAUCUUCAUGGUUAUGGAAUAUGUGGCGGGUGGAGAGCUCUUUGAUUAUAUCGUCAAGCACGGCAAGUUGAAGGAAAGUGAAGCGCGGAGAUUCUUCCAACAAAUCAUUUCCGGUGUGGAAUAUUGCCAUCGACACAAUGUCGUUCAUCGAGACUUGAAACCCGAGAAUCUUUUACUGGAUCAAAAAUUAAAUGUGAAGAUCGCCGAUUUCGGCUUGUCCAACAUGAUGACGGAUGGCGAGUUUCUGCGCACCAGCUGCGGGUCUCCCAAUUAUGCGGCUCCAGAGGUAAUUUCGGGCAAACUCUAUGCAGGGCCCGAAGUCGAUAUUUGGUCUUGCGGCGUGAUCCUUUAUGCCCUCCUCUGUGGAACAUUGCCGUUCGACGAUGAGCAUGUCCCUUCUCUGUUCAGAAAGAUCAAAUCUGGUGUCUUCGCUAUCCCUGAUUACUUGCACAAGAAUGUGGUAAGCCUGCUCUGUCACAUGCUCCAAACCGAUCCGAUGAAACGAGCCACCAUCGAGGACAUUCGAAACCACGAAUGGUUCCAAGUGGAUCUAGCCUCUUACUUGUUUCCGGAUCGCGAUGCCGCCAUGGCUACGCUCGACCAUGAGGCCGUUCAAGAGGCCUCGGAGAAACUUGGUGUUAAAGCCGAAGAGAUCAUCGAAGCGCUGGAGAAUGACGACAGCACUAACACUCUGGCCGUGGCAUACCGCUUGAUCAUUGACAACAAACGGAUGGCUGACGAGUCGGCCAUCGAGGAUUUCAAGGAUUUCAUGAUGGCCUCCAGCCCACCCACUCCGGCUCCAGUAUCGACUCAAGUGUCCACGACCAGCACGGAUCAGAGUCCGGUCAAGCCUCAUCCAGAGCGAAUUGCGCCUCAUUUAGAGCGUCCGUCUCUCUGGGACCCGGCGACAAAUUUCCACCGCGAUUGUCAUGCCAAUAAAUGGGUUGCUCUGAUGGAUGAUGCUAAAAAGGCUGGAUUAAACAUGAAGCCCACGGAGAAGACCAUGAGAGGAAAUCCGAUCAAACGUGCCAAGUGGCAUUUGGGCAUCCGCUCCCAGAGCAAGCCUCAGGAUAUCAUGAACGAAGUAUUCAGAGCUAUGAAGACAUUGGAUUUUGAAUGGAAGGUCAUCAAUCCUUAUCACGUCCAUGUGCGCCGACGCAACCCCGUGGUGAAACAUUUCGUCAAAAUGUCGCUACAACUGUAUCAAGUGGACUACAAAAGCUUCCUCUUGGACUUCAAGAGCUUGCCCACCGAUGAAAAUUCUGUUGGUAAUGCAGACGUACCGGAUGAAGCUCCCGUGAUCGGCAAUGUCUACUCCGUGCCCGGUCACCACACCAUGGAAUUCUUCGAGAUGUGCGCAGCUCUCAUUACUCAAUUGGCGCGUUAGGCCCGGAAAUGCAGCGUCAGUGUUCUCCCCUGGGUCGUAGCUGGCCCAUGUAUCCGGCAAUUCCGCCAACAUGGCAAAAAAAAAAAAUAUAGUCUAUUCAUUCACCGUAUCCAUGCAAAAUUCAUAGCCAACCUAUUAUCUAUCCACAUCUAUCCACACCUAGUGACUAAUAAAAGUACACAGUAUACCUACAGA